Molecule: messenger RNA, 3080 nt
Organism: Seminavis robusta
Lineage: Eukaryota; Bacillariophyta; Bacillariophyceae; Naviculales; Naviculaceae
Source: the annotation of a GenBank genome assembly
GAUAGUUCACAAUGCAAAACACAAGAAGCAAGCAUGUAGGUUUAUUGUUGCAUCGCGGUCCAUUGCCGGAUGUAGACCAACGAAACGGGCUAGCUACAUGUAGUAAACCAAGGCACGGAGGCGCCAAAGGAAUCCGCAAUGCUCCAGAGGAGACCACCAAGAUCAAAUCGUAGACAGAACGUAGAAAGGGUUGAAAGGAAUCGAAUCGGCUUGACUGGUCACCGUAGAACUUGCUACAUGUAUUGCCACAGCUAUUGCCAGUCUUCGGGUUGGCUCUGAGACGCCGAGACCAAACCAAGGGAGUAAACAGCUUGCUCGUGUGGGGUGGCAUCGGGUUGGGGUGGAGGCAUAUUGCCCAUUUUCGUUCCUGUUGUAGACUUAGAGGAUGAAAGCCUUUUAAAUCCACUUCCCACUGAAGGGUUUAAAGAUAUCAGAUGAGAACCCAAAACUGUGAGGAUCUUUGGCAACAGGACCGAGAACCCAACCCAUCCCAUGAAAUAUGGAAGAUACCUCUCUAGACCACUUCUCGAGAAUACAUCAUCACCAUGGAAUCGUUGUCACUGUUGCACGUGAACGAUAUCUACAAUGCCGACAAGUCGGCGCGUUUUGUAUCUCAGUGGAAGAAAGCGAAGCAAGAGGAAAUCGACAAUGGCAGAACCGUCCUUUCCUUUUUCUCGGGCGAUGCUUGGUCCCCGAGCAUCAUGUCAACUAUUGUCCGCGGAAAACAAAUGGUGCCAGUGCUCAAUGCGUUGAGUUUGGAUGCUGCUUGCCUAGGAAAUCAUGACUUAGAUUUGGGUCUGGUGGAAUUCGGUAUCUUGAAAAGCCAAUGCACAUUUCCAUGGAUUUGUUCGAACUGUCGUCACAAGGAUACUUCCACGCCGUUGGGUGGCUGUAACGAAUUUAUCGUGUUGGAGACCAAGAAUGAAAAUGGUCCCAAGGCAAAGUUUCUAGUCAUUGGUUUGGUAGAAGAGGAAUGGAUCGAUACCUUGUCUACCAUUGAGCCACAAGAUGUGGAGUAUGAAGGGUUUGUGGAAUAUAUCAAGCGGAGGGUACCCGAGCUUGUUGCUGAGCACCAAGUGGACGGAGUUAUUGCCAUGAGCCACAUGAGAAUGCCCAAUGACUACAAACUUGCCGAGGAAUGCGGUGGUUACGUCGACAUUCUUCUUGGAGGGCAUGACCAUCAUUAUGAAAGUACCAUCAAGAACAAUAUACGAAUUUUGAACAGUGGUACCGAUUUCAGUGAUUUCACUGUCGUACAACUACAUGGGAGAGAGGAGACACCGAGAGAAGACAGCAGUGUCGUGUUGACUCAUCCCUUGAAAACAACUGAUCGUCGGGUCGCUGUGGAUCCAAAAGCAGGUGAAGAAGACCCGGAAAUUGUGGACGCCCUCAAAGAUAUCCAGGAAAUGAUGGCAGCCAGCAUGGAUAAAAUCAUCGGGACAACCAAGGUUGACUUGGACGCUCGAUUCAAAGAAAUUCGAACCAAGGAAACCAACAUUAGCAACUUUGUAGCGAACAUCAUGACGCGGUCUACGGGAGCCGAAGUGGCCAUUCUCAACUCGGGGUCCUUACGAGCCGACAAAAUAAUCCCCAAGGGAUCUCUUACGGUGGGAGACAUGCACGACCUCUUGCCCAUGGCUGAUCCUCUUGCAGUGAUUGAAAUGACGGCCAAGGGUCUUUUGGAAGCUCUGGAAAAUGGCGUCUCCAAAUACCCAGCCAUGGAAGGACGGUUCCCCUGUGUGGACGGAGUGCGGUUCUCCUUUGCUCCUUCCAAACCGGCAGGCAGCAGGAUAGUGGAGGAAUCCGUCUUUGUAUUCGACAAGGAAUCUCAAACAUUUAAACCAUUGGAUAUGGACAGGAAGUAUUCAGUUGUAAGCAAAGCAUAUCUGUUGAAAGGCAAGGACGGUUACACCAGCUUUGUGGAUGCCCCCGUGCUGAUUGACGACGAAAUGUGUCCCACCCUGCCCAUUACAUUCCGCAACCUGUUUACGGAAAUCUCUGUUCUGAAACGGUGGGAAGGCAUGACGGUGAAAGCCACGGUGAUCGCAGCUGCCACUAUUUUCAAGAGAAACAUCAGGAGGAGCAUAGCCGAUCCGUAUGCCAUUUCCCCCGUAGUGGAUGGACGAAUUACAAACAUAGAGGCAGAGCCCGCAGCUGCAGAAGCUGCCGAGUGAAACCAGACUAGAGUAGCUUGCUAGAUGAGUCUCUGCAGAACAUGUAGAGGUGUGUAGAAGAAACGAGUUCUUUGUUCGAAUCGUACAGAUGGUUCUUAGACGAACCGAGUAAGCAAGAAAUGUAGGUACCGGUACCGGUGCGGUACCGGUACAGUCGUAGUUGCAUGUGAGAGCAACGUCCCGACCCGAGAAACAAGAUUGCCUCUCUCAAGACUGCUUCGAAAGCCCAAAGUGUGCUUGCUUCAAAGCCGUCAACUUGCUUGUAAGGGCAAGCGACAGUCACUCCUGCACACGAAUGGUCAAUUCGGCCAGCUCGACGUGGUGGUACCGGUAUCGAUAGUUUGGUUCUGGCCCCAAUGAAUGGCUUGAAGUGCGUUGUACCGGUACAAGCUAUUAAUAGUUUCGGUACGGUACCGGUACCUAAACACAUGCUGCUCUUGCACGACAUACUAGUGGUAGUAGUUGACCUCUGUGCAGCCCAGCGGACCAGCGUACGGAUGGAACAAUCGAGUCAUUCCAACAAGUUCAAAAUAGCUCUUAUCCAACCUGUUUGGGCGCCAAUGGCUCGACUCCUACCGAGCAACGGCCACAUUGCCAGUGGUUACUUGCCGUCCCAUCUAUCCUUACCGUGGAUGGCUGCCUGUACCGAACCCGGUGGCCUCUCCGAGGAGCAGUGAGUCCGAUCAAACCUCCAGAAUAGAACCAAGCAAUGACUCCCCUCCAGCAACGGCCACCGGCGCUAGGAAAACACUAUGUGACCUACUGUUCGGCCACAGGGCCAGCUAGACGACUCCUCGCAUAAACCGUAGCUUACAAGAGUGGGUAAGACGGGUCCUUCCCGUGGGAUUUCUGUUUGGAUUUUUGACUGUCUAAGUGACAGGAAGAGGCGUUAGCAUUGCUUCCCUC